UGUCACAUCAUUUUUGUUUACAAAAAAAAUGAGAGCGAUGGAAAGUUGAUUUUCCGCAUGUAAAGUUCAAUAUAUCGAUUAGCAACGAAGCAAUUAAAAAUUGAUCCAACGGAAAAUCAAUAGAUUUUUCCUACUUAACAUAAUGGACAAUAUUACAAAUGUACGGUGUGGUGCUAUGCCUGAAAAUUCUGGUUUGUUGAAGACAUUUCGUAUGUAUUACGUUCAGAAUAAUGUCAAGAAGGAUUGGGACCUGGUGCAAGUGGAUGACACCAUUUCAGUGAUAAUUUAUAAUAAAACGACAGAGAAGCUCAUUUUCGAAAAACGAUUUGAGCCAGUGGUCCUUUACGAUGAGACAAAAAAGUUUGAAUGCAAAAGUGCGGAAGACGCGGGGGUAAAAUAUCCAGCAGAGCUUGGUUUUACAGUACAACUGUGUACAAGAACUGUGGACAAAGAUUUGCCCUUGAACGAAAUAGCACAAGAGCAAAUCGAACGAAUGUGCGGCUAUAAAAUCUCCGUAGAUAGAAUCGAGCAGGCGAUGACGUAUCGAUCUGAUGUUGGUGCUGCCGGCGCCGAAGAGACAUUGUUUUAUUGUGAAGUAACGAAUGCAGAUAAGAUUGGAAAGGCGACUGGUGUGGACUCGGAUGAUAAAUUUGUGGAAAUUGUUGAGAUGUCGAUACAGGAAGUCGAGCAAAUGGUGGCACGAAUAGCGAACGAUCGCGUACCACCAACUUGUCUGAUGGGUAUGUUCUGGUUCUUGCGUAAUAAGGCUGCGGCAAGGCAUUGAUAAUAUGGCGAGAACAGCACCGCGGCAAUCGAUCAAACGUAAAAUCACACGACACACACAAAAAAUAGAAAUUCUUCACCUUGAGAAAAAUACAGAAAAAUUCCUCGUUUCAUUGCAAUAAAGUUCAGCUCGUUCAAAAUUUA
Molecule: messenger RNA, 927 nt
Organism: Bradysia coprophila
Lineage: Eukaryota; Metazoa; Arthropoda; Insecta; Diptera; Sciaridae
Product: uridine diphosphate glucose pyrophosphatase NUDT14-like
Biological process (GO): nucleoside phosphate metabolic process; ribose phosphate metabolic process
Molecular function (GO): UDP-sugar diphosphatase activity
Source: RefSeq, a predicted model, not a curated record